Anas platyrhynchos (mallard) is the source of this 2441-nucleotide messenger RNA. RefSeq names its product RNA binding motif protein 12 (gene RBM12). The record is from RefSeq and is a predicted model, not a curated record. Gene Ontology annotation, biological process: positive regulation of tumor necrosis factor-mediated signaling pathway; regulation of canonical NF-kappaB signal transduction; cellular response to calcium ion. NCBI's taxonomy places the organism in Eukaryota, Metazoa, Chordata, Aves, Anseriformes, Anatidae. Gene Ontology annotation, molecular function: calcium-dependent phospholipid binding; RNA binding. Gene Ontology annotation, cellular component: plasma membrane.
CCGGGGGCGGUUUGGCUCCGCUCUCCGCCUUUGUCCCGUGCAGAGCCCUCGUCUAAAAGUUGGUUUUAAUUGGUUGCCCACAGGAUUGGCUUGGCUUCUGCUACUUGUUAAGAAAAAAACAUCUGUCUUUGCAGAUGGCGCAGUGCGUGAGCAGGGUGGAGCUGUCCGUGUCCUGCCAGAACCUCCUCGACCGGGACGUCGGCUCCAAGUCGGAUCCCCUCUGCGUCCUGCUGCAGGACGUGGGCGGCCGCCAGUGGGCUGAGUUAGAUCGCACGGAGAGGAUAAAGAAUUGCCAAAACCCUGAAUUUUCAAAGAAGCUGGUUGUCGACUACUACUUCGAGAAAGUGCAGAAGUUGAAAUUCGGGGUGUAUGACAUUGACAACAAGUCCCCUGAUCUAAACGACGAUGACUACCUUGGAGGGAUCGAGUGCACGCUGGGACAGGUUGUGUCCAGCUCAGUGUUCACUCGACCUCUGGAACUGAAGGAGGGAAAGCCAGCAGGAAAAGGCACCAUAACGAUUUCAGCAGAGGAGAUUAAAGAUACCAGGGUUGUCUAUUUAGAAAUUGAAGCCCGAAACUUGGACAAAAAGGAUUUCCUAGGUAAAUCGGAUCCGUUUUUGGAGCUGUACAAGCAGGGCGAUGCUGGAAUGUGGCAGUUGGUCUACAGAUCAGAGGUGAUUAAGAACAACUUAAAUCCGUGCUGGAGGAAGUUCAGUGUUCCCUUGCAGACGUUCUGUGGUGCUGAUUUUAAUAAACCUAUCAAGGUACAGUGUGCAGAUCAUGAUAGUGAUGGGUCACAUGACUUGAUAGGCAUUUUUGAAACUAGCCUGGCUCAGCUGCAGAAAGCAGGUGACGGCUCUCCGGUGGAAUAUGAAUGCAUUCAUCCUGAGAAGAAACAGAAGAAAAAGAGCUACAAAAACUCUGGCAUUAUUAGGAUAAAAUCCUGCAAGAUUGAAACAGAUUAUUCAUUCCUGGACUACAUCAUGGGAGGCUGUCAGAUUAAUUUUACGGUGGGCAUAGACUUCACUGGCUCCAAUGGCGAUCCCAAGUCACCAGAUUCUCUUCACUACAUUAGCCCAGAUGGGAUAAAUGAGUACCUGAUUGCCAUCUGGAGCGUGGGAAGUGUAGUCCAGGAUUAUGACACGGACAAGCUGUUUCCUGCAUUUGGAUUUGGAGCUCAGGUUCCUCCUAGCUGGCAGGUGUCUCAUGAGUUUGCUUUGAACUUCAAUCCCAGCAACCCGUAUUGUCAAGGGAUCCAAGGAAUAGUUGAUGCCUAUCGCCAGAUCCUUCCUCAGAUACGACUCUAUGGGCCAACCAACUUCUCUCCCAUUAUAAACCACGUGGCAAGGUUUGCUGCACACUCAGCGCAACAAGGAACUGCUUCUCAAUAUUUUAUCUUGCUGAUCAUCACAGAUGGAGAGAUCACUGAUCUGGAUCAAACCAGGCAAGCAAUUGUUAAUGCAUCUAAGCUGCCGAUGUCUAUCAUUAUUGUUGGAGUUGGUAAAGCUGAUUUCAAAGCAAUGGAGUUUCUUGAUGGGGACAAUGGCAUCCUGAAAUCCAUAACAGGAGAGCCAGCUGCACGGGACAUUGUUCAGUUUGUGCCUUUCCAGCAGUUCAAAAAUGCUCCCCGAGAAGCUCUUUCCCAGAUGGUUCUGGCUGAAGUGCCAAAGCAGCUGGUUUCAUACUAUAAAUUGCAGGGGUGGCCACCUGUGAAGCUGCCGGAAACGAAGAAGAUGUAGAUUGCAUCCUCACCAUAGCCAUAUGUAUCACUGCGGUGAAGAGAGCUGUCUGCACUCACACUCUUCCCUUGCACACUUGGUGCCUUAAGGUCGUACCAUUCACACUAAUACUCUUACCUGCUUAUACUCUGUAUCUUUGAUCUUUCCUGUUCCUAACUGCAAGAAAUGUAAAUAAGGAAGAAAUGCAACUGCUGGCAGUUCUUGUCAAAGAAAAAUAAACCUUGUUGGUUUUAUGCCUUGGAAUAGUGAUAACAUCAUACCAUGCAUACUUGGCACAGCCCACCUGCUGCCUUGGUGUUAGAGUGGGCACAUGCACUGAACUGCUCACGCAACACUGCUUCAGUGUUCAUUAGGACAAUCAUAUAUACAGUAAUGAUACUGUGUACAUGUUCCUUGAUAAUUUUUUUUUAUUCUAUCAAGCUGCCUUGGGAAUGGGGACCCAUCUGCAUUGGUUGGUAUGAAAGUCAGUUGGCUAGAUGCCUGAGGUAGUUCCUGUUGUGCCUUCAUAAGGUGCCAGUAUAUUUUUUAUAUGUAAAGGUUUAUUUUUAAAUUUCAGUUACUAUACUUUGCAAUCAUCUUAUUUUUUUAAUCACAGUUUUGUAUUAGCAAAAAUUGCUUCUGUGGAGAUAAAGGAAGUUGGACUUGUCAUUGCACUACAAGCUGUCAUCACUUUCAUAAAUAAAUAAUGUGCUGUCAUUUACA